UAUCCAAGUCGGUCGUGUCUUCCACUCUCGCUCCCUCGGUUAAAAAAACCAAAACAAAACAAAUCUCACUCUGUUGGUUGUCAAAUCCAGUGGCUUUUUGCAGCCACAUUGAACACAAGAAGACGUGUGAAAUAUUAAUAAUUAAAUUACCGAAAUGUGAUAUCUGAGCGUAGGCGUAGCUCCUCCUUUUCUAAGGUGGAGGGAGAACAUCCCAUCCCCAUCCCCAUCCCCCACCACCACCACGAGAAGCAGAAACCCGCGGAACAUCAAGCAUUGUCCCACUUUAAUCCUUUAUUGGUUCAAACAGUACCGUAUGAAUCACCCAAAUGCCAAAAGGCUCGAGGUUUUGAAUCCUCGCCUCUCUUUUUAGAGCUCCCUUUGCCCAUAAUUCCCAGCAAACAUAAAAGUCUUCUUUUUCGGUCUUUCCCUACUUUUCCACUUACGCAACCUUUCCCUUCCAUUGCUUUUCUCGAAUGCCAUUUGAGCCCAGAAGCUCAUCCGUCAUCAUCAACAUAUUCAUCUCUUUAGCUUUACAAUAAUAAUAAUGCAAUCAUUUAGGUUCAUUCUCGCCUUUCUCAUUUGCUUUUUCUCCAUAUUAACCGUUUCCCUGGCCGGUCUCCUCUCGCAGCCAGUCCACGGCGAGGAUGCGUCCCCCAGCACUAUCCAGGCUGCGCCGGUUCAAACACCGAGCCAAAAUUGUCGCCUCGAGCUCUCUAAAGAGUUAUUUGGCGGCGUCGACCACGCUUGCGGCAAGGAUCUCGACCGUAGCCGGUGCUGUCCGGUGCUGGCGGCCUGGCUCUUCGCCGCUCACGCUCGGUCGGCUCUGGAGGUUUGGUCUUCGGCUGCUGCGACUGGCGGUGAUCUUCCGAUGAUGCCGGACGACUCGCAGAAGUGUGUGAACUCGCUCCACGACGCGCUUCUGAGUCACAACAUCCGGAUUCCUUCGCCCAACGCCAGCUGUGACACUAUACUGUGCUUCUGUGGAAUCAGGCUUCACCAGAUAUCCUCCCUGACCUGCCCUGCCGCGUUCAAUGUCUCUGCGUCUCACAAUGCUACUCCAACUUCUGCCGUCACAAACUUGGAGAAGACUUGUCGCAAUUCUUCCUACGUUGGCUGCACCAAAUGCCUCGCUGCUCUCCAGAAGGUGAAGGGAUACAAGAAGGAGAGUGAGAGGGGAAGAAGCAAAAUGCUGAACAGGGACUGCCAACUAAUGGGACUGACAUGGCUGCUGGCGAGGAACAAAACAGCGUACAUACCGACCGUUUCGGCAGUGUUGAGAGCAAUCAUGUACAGCGGCCACACACAGGAAUCCAAGUGUAGCCCCGAUCAGGACAACAUGCCCCUGGCCGUUGAUUCCCUUCAGUUCGACAAUGCCCGGGCCUCAUCUUCCCCGUUUACUUUUUGGGUUCCUCUUCCUCUUCUCACCCUCUUCGUUCUCAUUUCUGCUUUUCCAUAGCCUCCUCUCCCCUUCCUUACUUUGUCUUGUUUCGUAGCUUAUUUUCCCCCUUUUGACUCUUUUCUCUUCACUGUAUAUUUCAGUUUUUCUCCUCUCCCCUUGACUA
Messenger RNA from Prosopis cineraria, 1562 nucleotides. RefSeq lists its product as uncharacterized. Lineage: Eukaryota; Viridiplantae; Streptophyta; Magnoliopsida; Fabales; Fabaceae. Bases 545 to 1456 code for a protein of 303 amino acids. The transcript has 2 exons. The record is from RefSeq and is a predicted model, not a curated record.